Prunus armeniaca (apricot) is the source of this 492-nucleotide messenger RNA. The record is from the annotation of a GenBank genome assembly. NCBI's taxonomy places the organism in Eukaryota, Viridiplantae, Streptophyta, Magnoliopsida, Rosales, Rosaceae.
AUGAGCAACAAGCAGCCAGUGAAGCUAGACGACGAGCAAAUCGCGGACCUGCGUGAAAUAUUCCGGUCGUUUGAUCGAAACAACGACGGAAGCCUAACACAGCUGGAGCUGGGGUCGCUUCUGCGCUCACUGGGGCUGAAACCAGGGCCUGAUCAGCUGGAUACCUUGAUCCAGAAGGCAGACACCAACAGCAAUGGCCUUGUCGAGUUUUCGGAGUUCGUGGCGCUCGUAGCCCCUGAGCUUCUGUCGGCCAAGUCUCCUUACACGGAGGACCAGCUGAGGCAGCUGUUUCGGAUGUUUGACCGGGACGGCAACGGAUUCAUCACAGCUGCUGAGCUGGCUCACUCCAUGGCUAAACUUGGACAUGCUCUUACGGCUGAGGAGUUGACUGGGAUGAUCAGGGAGGCUGAUACUGAUGGGGAUGGCAGGAUCGAUUUCCAGGAGUUUGCUCAUGCCAUUACUUCUGCUGCUUUUGAUAAUUCUUGGUCUUAG